Messenger RNA from Vespa mandarinia (Asian giant hornet), 1672 nucleotides. RefSeq names its product rhomboid-4 (gene rho-4). Gene Ontology annotation, molecular function: calcium ion binding; serine-type endopeptidase activity. Gene Ontology annotation, cellular component: membrane. Lineage: Eukaryota; Metazoa; Arthropoda; Insecta; Hymenoptera; Vespidae. The record is from RefSeq and is a predicted model, not a curated record.
UUCAGAGAAAUAUCAAAGUCAGUCAAACGUAGACCAUCUACUGGUUAACAUGGUUGAUCAUCAAAGUAGAUCUUAUCUAUAAUAAACUUUUACAUUGCUUUUAUAAACUCUGGAACAUGAAGACUUUAAUGAAGGAAUCUAAGUUUUUUAAAUACUCAAUAAAAAAGUAUAAGCAAAGAAAUGAAAUAAAUUUUGUGAAUUAGUUAAAGAAUCAGUGAAAAAAUGUAUACAUUUCUUUGUGGAAACUGUGUUAUAAGAAUAUAAAACUUCAUUAUUAUACUGUGGAAAACUGAAAUAUUAAAAAGAAAUUGUUAUAAUAGAUAAAUAAAAGAUGUUUUAUCCGCAAAGAAUGAUAAGACAAAUAUCAGAAAUUUCCUAUGUGGGAAGUUUCAAACUGAUCAGGAUGACGACUAAUCAAGAAGGAGAGACUGGAAUAACUAUUCCUUUACAAUAUAAUGAUACUCAUUGGAAAUCUAUUUUUGAAAAAUAUGACCUAGAUGAAGAUGGAAAAAUCUCUUAUCAAGAAUUGAAGGCUAUGAUACGAGCUUCUGCAUAUUCCAAUGAUAUUCCUGCUAAUGUUGUUCGUAUAAUAAUGCGUAAAGCUGAUUUAGAUGAUUCUGGAUAUUUAGAAUAUCCAGAAUUUAUAGCUAUGAUACAUAGGAAAGAUAUGCAAGGAGUAUUUGGUCAUCUUGUACAACGUUAUGUACAUUCAAUGGUGCCUCAAAGACCAAUCGCUGUACAAUAUUCUACUCAAACUUCUAGUGAUAUCCCUGAUGGUCAAUACGAAGAAGAAUAUAGUUGUAGACCACCUGCUGUGGCAAUGAUAAUCAUAUCGAUAUUAGAGAUUAUUUUAUUUUUAUACGAUGUAGUUGAACAUAAGUCUCUUUCCAUGGAUGGACCAGCAGCAACAUUAUUUAUUUAUGAUCCUCACAAAAGAUACCAAGCAUGGAGGUACUUGACAUAUAUGUUUGUUCAUAUCGGAGUUCUACAUUUGGUCGUUAACUUAUUGGUGCAAAUUAUGCUAGGCAUACCUUUGGAAAUGGUUCAUAAAUGGUGGAGAGUAUUAAUUAUAUACAUAGCAGGUGUAAUAGCUGGAUCUCUUGGAACUUCGGUUUCAGAUCCUACUGUUUAUUUAGCAGGAGCAUCCGGUGGUGUGUAUGCAUUAAUUACUGCACAUGUAGCAACGAUACUGAUGAAUUGGUCAGAAAUGGAAUUCGCUGUUCUUCAAUUAUUAGUGUUCCUACUUGUAACUACAGUUGACGUAGGUCAAGCAAUAUAUAGUCGUUACGUUGUAGUAGAAUCCAACAAUCAGAUUGGUUAUGUAGCUCAUUUGGCUGGAGCUGUAGCUGGACUUCUUGUUGGUAUAAAUGUCCUUCGUAAUCUGGAAGUAAAAACUUGGGAAAAAGUCGUUUGGUGGGCCAGUAUUGUUACAUACACAGUACUUAUGACGGCAGCUAUUUUGUGGAAUAUUUUAUAUCCCUCUUAUUAUGAAAAAUUAUAAAAAUAGAAUAAUGCCUUUUAUAUAUAUAUAUAUAUAUAUAUAUAUAUAUAUAUAUAAAUAUGUAUAUGUAUAUAUAAACGACUAUUGUAAUAUCUCAAUUAAAAUUGUUCAAAAAAUGUGACUAAUCAAGAAUCAGUACAAAGUGCAUAUAUUGCGUAGGGGAAAAAGAAA